Molecule: messenger RNA, 777 nt
Organism: Aspergillus clavatus NRRL 1
Lineage: Eukaryota; Fungi; Ascomycota; Eurotiomycetes; Eurotiales; Aspergillaceae
Gene: hmgX
Product: protein hmgX
Exons: 1
Coding region: 1-777 (258 amino acids)
Biological process (GO): cilium assembly
Source: RefSeq, a predicted model, not a curated record
AUGGCCAUCGGCACUACCAUCGACGCCAGUCGUCCUUCUCUUACCUCCAACGACUCUGCCGUCCUCCAAGCCCUCUUCGACGCAGAGUCCUCUCCAUCCUCCGCCGUCGCCAUCGACGCAGCCCUCUCCCCAUUCCCUGAAUACCUCCACAUCUCAGCAGAGACUCACGAAUCACUCAGAGAGUGCGAGCUGAGCAUCAUCCGCGCCCUCCAAGCCGAGGACGUCUCCCCAAGUACCAUCGAAUCCGCAAUCAAGGGCCUCGACGCCCUCAUCGUCGAGCAUCCGACGUAUCCCCCCGCCUACGUAAAUCGAGCCCAGACAAUCCGCCUGCUCAUCGAAAAGACAGCACAGAGCACCGCGUCCACAGACGCAGAUGACGCCAUCUUCGCUCCCAACCACGUCGAAUCCGCCUCGCGCCUCCUCUUCGACCUGGGGAAGGCGAUCACGCUCUGCACGCCCAGGUCGCCUGCGGAUCCCGUCUCGACGGUCCAGGCGAGGAUCCUAGCGGACUCGCACACGCACCGUGGAUAUCUGAUGCUCAAGGCGGCGAGGAUAAAGAAGAAUCUGAAAGAGGGGGAGGCGAUGGGUGGGCCGGAUAAGUUGCAGGAGUUGGGGCCUGAUCAGCUCGAGGAGAUGGCCAGUAGGGACUUUUUCUUCGGAGGAAGGUAUGGUAAUAAGGUCGCACAGCAGCUGGCUGUGCAGACGAAUCCCUACGCGAAGAUGUGUGGUGCGAUUGUGAAGGAGGCGUUGAGGAAGGAGGUUGAGGGGUCCGUUUGA